Messenger RNA from Ochlerotatus camptorhynchus, 1382 nucleotides. RefSeq names its product Myoinhibiting peptide precursor (gene Mip). Lineage: Eukaryota; Metazoa; Arthropoda; Insecta; Diptera; Culicidae. Bases 323 to 928 code for a protein of 201 amino acids. The transcript is spliced from 3 exons. The record is from RefSeq and is a predicted model, not a curated record.
GUUGUCCACCGGGAGAAAAAUAUAGUGAGAACGCACGUGCCCAUCUUGGUGUUUUUUGUUGGCCGUUGGCUGCGAUCUUGCCUAGAAUCAGGGGUAAUAAUUCAAAGUGGCAGUCAGUGGAGAAGAGGUGUGUGCUUGUGUGCACUUUCCAACUAUUGUGACUCGUUUACUCUACUAGUGUUGCAGUGACCGAAGGCAGGUGUACAGAGUGUAUCGCAAAUAUAUUAGAUUACAAGCCGGCCGGAAAUAAUACAUCACAGCAGUUAUAAUUCAAUAUCCACGCACAGUCAGUUCUCGGCUUUGUUAAAAGCACUUCGUAGCUAUGAUCAACCGACACUUGCUUCAAUGGGAGAAUUUCGGAAAGAUUCUAGCGCUGCUUGUUGUAUGCACCUUAGUUAGCCACAUCCAGGCUAACGACGCAUCCGCAGAGCAGCAUCAGAUGGAACACGCCGACCAGUCAACGCAAUCACAUAGCCUUCAGAAGCGUACGUGGAAAAGUCUGCAAGGGGGAUGGGGUAAACGGAAUCCUACGAAUGAACAACCCGAUGCGAAUGUAGACUAUUAUGGAUACCCCGGAAAGAAUGAGGAUCCAACUGAUUAUAACAACGCAGAAAACGAUUUGGAUAAACUCAACAAGUAUAUUAUAAAAGGAUUAAUUAACCAGCGUCUGGCACAAAUGGAUACGCAGUACGACGGUUCUGACGAAGAAUACCCAAUGGAAAAGCGAGCUUGGAAUAAGAUUAACGGUGGUUGGGGAAAGCGAGUCAACUCUGGCCCAGCUCAGUGGAACAAAUUCAGAGGAGCAUGGGGAAAACGCGAACCAGGAUGGAACAACCUGAAAGGACUGUGGGGUAAAAGAUCAGAGAAAUGGAAUAAACUAUCAUCGUCCUGGGGCAAACGAGAUAGCGGCAAUAGCAAUAGUUACUAAUUAUCCUAUCACCAACUACCGCUCACUGAAUUUGUAUAUAUCCACAACACAGUCUGUUAUAGAAUAAGUUGUUUUUCGAUAUUGAAUUUUGUUUUAUAUACAUAACACUUAGGGCGCUAAUGCAAUAACACAACUGGAAAACGAAAUGCGUGAAGAGCUACAAUCUAAAAAAAAAACAGUGUUGAUAUUGGACAAAUGGUGUUAUCGUAUCUUCUGUUUAGCAGCAAUGGACUUGCAGUGAACUUUAUUAUGCCAAAUGGAAAUAGUUUUUAAACUAACAGUAUCAGUGGAUAACGCAUACAUCAUGAAAGUGUAAAAUAUGGAUGUAUGUUUCUUGUAAGAAAAUAUUCUAAUGUGCUACCAACAUCAUAUACCCACGCCGUCAGUAUAACUAAGCAAAUGGUGACGCGAAAAAUAAUGAAAAAAUAAUAAUAAAUAUAGCGUUUACAGUCAA